Messenger RNA from Macrosiphum euphorbiae (potato aphid), 396 nucleotides. NCBI's taxonomy places the organism in Eukaryota, Metazoa, Arthropoda, Insecta, Hemiptera, Aphididae. The record is from the annotation of a GenBank genome assembly.
AUGGGUAUAAAAAAUCUUCCAUCUUAUAAAGACUAUUGGUCUGCUAACAUACAACUAAGGGACAACUACAUAGUAUCUUUAAUGCCAUUAAAAAAAUUUCAAUGGUGUUUAUCAAAUUUACACAUUAAAGACAAUAAUUUGGAACCCCGUCGAUAUGAACAAAAUUAUGACAAGUUGUAUAAAUUCAAGGGGCGCAGUACUAUGAAACAAUACAUGCCGAUGAAGCCCAUAAAAAGAGGAUACAAGAUUUGGGUACGGGCUGAUCAAAAUGGGUUUAUAAGUGAGUUUGAAAUAUAUACUGGGAAAACAGAUUCUGUUGAAAGUUCUUUGGGAAAACGUGUAAUACUAACUCUUACCAAUAAAAUACAAGGAAAGUACCACAGAGUUUUUUUUUGA